UUUUAAAAUUAAAUUAAAAAUUAAGCGAUGAAAUUAAAAAAUACUUUUAAAAUUAAGAAAUCGCCGGUGAGAAUUACUCACCGCCAAAUCACCAUAAAUGGCAAUCACAUCCUUUCCAAAUCCCGCUUUUCUUCCUCUUCCUCUUCUUCUUCUUCUUCUUCUUUUCAAAAAAUUUUUAUCUUCAAUCCAGUUCUUUGUGUGGCUUUGUGCUGUGGGAUCCUGAAUUCAAAACUACGUAUCCGACCCAAAUCUCAACAAUCACAUCGUUUCGUCUAUUCUCUUCUCAUCUACCGCAUACUCGAUCUUCGUAUACUGGAGUCGAAGCUAGACGAAAUUACUGAAUCCAUGUCAGGAUGUACCGCCCCUAUCAAAAAACUCAGGCAUGCCUGCUUUGGAUUAACAGUGAAAUGCUCAAAUCUAUAUCCCACAUCGCGAUGCUUCAGAAGUUGCCUAUUUUCAUCGUCAUCAUCACCAUCUAAGCUGGAGGAUAUCCUCCUGGUCGCAUUUCUAACCAAGAACCUCUCUGAGUCUGGCACUCGUAAUCUCGAACCAGAUUCCAUUCCUCUUUCAGAGCCUCUUGUUCUCCAAAUUCUACGCCAAAGCUCGCUUGAGCCUUCCCGGAAAAUUGAUUUCUUCAAAUGGUGUUCACUCAGACAUAAUUACAAGCACUCUGCGUGCACCUACUCCAACAUGUUUCGCACUUUAUGCCGUGCUGGGAAUCUUGAGGAAAUCCCGAAUUUGCUAAAUUUAAUGAAGGAUGAUGGUGUAGUUGUUAGUUCUGAUACUUUCAAGUUUCUACUUGAUGCAUUUAUUCGAUCGGGUAAAUUUGACUUUGCGCUUGAAAUCUUUGAUCACAUGGAGGAAUUAGGAACUAAUUUAAAUCCCCACAUGUAUGACUCUGUAAUUGUGGCACUGGCUAGGAAAAAUCAGAUAGGUUUGGCUUUGUCCAUCUUCUUUAAGCUUCUAGAAGCUUCAAAUGGUAUGAACAAAGAGGAUUCUGUUCGUAAUGUUGGUCUUUCAAUGCCUGGUUCCAUUGCAUGCAAUGCAUUGUUGGUUGCGCUUAGAAAGGCAGACAUGAGAGCCGAAUUCAGAAAGGUUUUUGACAAACUGAGGGCAACGGAUGAAUUUGAGUUGGACACAUGGGGUUGCAAUAUUUGCAUUCAUGCAUUUGGUUGUUGGGGUGAUCUGGCCACCGCGUUAAUGCUCUUCAAAGAGAUGAAGGAAAAGAGUUUGGGGUCUGGACCAUUUGGUCCUGAUUUGUGCACGUAUAACAGCCUGAUUCAUGUACUAUGCUUGUUUGGAAAGGUGAAUGAUGCACUGAUUGUUUAUGAGGAAUUGAAAGUAUCUGGUCAUGAGCCUGAUGCCUUUACAUAUCGAAUACUUAUUCAGGGGUGCUCUAAAUCAUGUAGAAUGAAUGACACAAUGAAGAUAUUUAGUGAAAUGCAGUACAGUGGGUUCCUUCCAGAUACCAUCGUGUACAAUUCUCUUCUAGAUGGGAUGUUCAAGGCAAGGAAAGUAUUGGAGGCAUGCCAGUUGUUUGAGAAGAUGGUUCAGGAUGGUGUGAGGGCCUCAUCCUGGACAUACAAUAUUUUGAUUGAUGGGUUGUGUAAGAAUGGGAGGGCUGAGGCUGGUUACCGUCUAUUUUGUGACCUGAAGAAGAAAGGCAAGUUUGUUGAUGCUGUUACUUACAGCAUUAUUGUGCUCCUACUUUGCAGGGAAGGGCAACUUGAGGAAGCACUAGUCUUGGUGGAAGAAAUGGAGGAGAGGGGCUUUGUUGUUGACCUAGUUACUGUGUCGUCUCUCUUGAUUGGAUUUCAUAAACAAGGUAGGUACGACUGCACAGAGAAGUUAAUGAAGCACAUAAGGGACGGUAAUCUAGUACCAAAUGUUCUCAACUGGCAGGCAGAUAUGGAGGCUUCAUUGAAAAAUCCACAGAGAAGAAGGAAGGAUUAUACACCCAUGUUCCCGUCUAAUGGCAAACUUAGUGAGAUUACGAGUUUAUUAAGGUAUCCUGACUUAGAGAAGUGCAGUUCAGAUGGUAGUGCAAUUGAGGAUGAGAACAGUUCAUUAAAUGACACUGAUCAGUGGUCAUCAUCCCCAUAUAUGGAUCAUUUAGCCAAUCAAGUUCAGUCUAAUAAUCUUUCUUCUCAGCUAUUCUCACUGUCUAGAGGCCAAAGAGUUCAAGAGAAGGGGAUAGACUCUUUUGAUAUUGAUAUGGUUAACACUUUCUUGUCCAUAUUUUUGGCAAAGGGAAAGCUGAGCUUGGCUUGCAAGUUGUUUGAGAUAUUCAGUGAUAUAGGUGUGAACCCUGUGAGUUACACAUACAAUUCUAUCAUGAGUUCUUUUGUCAAGAAAGGCUAUUUUAAUGAGGCUUGGGAUGUCCUUAAUGAAAUGGGUGAAAAGUUUUGCCCAGCAGAUAUAGCAACGUAUAAUAUGAUAAUUCAGGGGUUGGGGAAGAUGGGAAGGGCUGAUCUAGCCAUCUCUGUUCUAGAUAAGUUAAUGAAGCAAGGUGGUUACCUUGACACAGUCAUGUACAACACCCUGAUUAACACAUUGGGGAAGGCUGGCAAGAUUGAUGAAGCUAAAGUACUUUUUGAACAGAUGAAAAGCAGUGGAAUAAAUCCUGAUGUGGUCACUUACAAUAUUCUGAUUGAAAUUCAUAGCAAGGCAGGUCAUUUGAAAGAUGCAUACAAGUUCUUAAGAAUGAUGCUUGAUGCAGGUUGCUUGCCGAACCAUGUCACUGACACAACUUUGGACUUCCUGGCAAAAGAGAUUGAGAAACAAAGGUACCAAAAGGCAUCAAUCUUGGGAAAAAAGGAUAAUUCCACUUGAGAUAUCUUUGCUCAUGAGGUGCCACCUUGAGCUAUAUACUUUCCUUCCAAUUCAAUAUUUCCCAGUAUAUUCGGUACUAUUGUUAACCAGAAGACUGCACAAUGGGACAGAUAGCAACAGCAUAUUACAAUUGCUAGCUACCUAUGCAAAGAUAAACACUAAAUGAGAUGAGUAUGUGUCAUCCCAUGGUUUCAUUGCAUGUUUCGGAUGCUUGGAUUUCUUACAGAAAGUGUACCUUGAUAAAGGUUCAAGGGAAGAUAUAUCACUCUGCAAAAGGCCAUUAAGCUGCAAAGAACCAAUGAAUAAUUCCUACGUCUUGAAGCUCAUAUUGCCAUUCAGGAGAAACAUAACAUCAAGAACAGGUACUUGAAAAUUGACUUAAUUUUGAAGCCUUAGUAUGUUAGUCAGCAAAAUGGAUUAAUACUGCUAAUUUUCCAAGGCAGAUUGAUGUAAAUUUAUAUGUUAAGAAACAGUACAGAUAGGCAUUAUCAUCAAUUGAUUGAUUACUUGAAGCUUUGCACAUUUCUUCUUCAUGGAUCUUUUUAAACAAUCAGAAUACUGUUUUAUUUUUUGAAUUGUUAAAGGCAUAUAUAAACUUGGAGCCGGCUAGCACUGCAAGGAUUUAUGCCUAAUGAGAACAUAAAGCUGCUGUUCAAUAAGUAAUUGCUCAUAUUUAAUUAUUUAUAGCGUAAACCAACUCUAAAUUUACAGAAACUCAAUAGGGAAUGCAGUAGCAGCAACUGCCAUGGUUGAAACAACACAUUGCAAAGGACUUUAAAUUUACAUUAUUCUAGCAGAAAUUUAGGAUGAAAUGCAGGAAGAGAAUACAAAGAACAAUCUUUCAAUUGUUAUUUAAUUAAAGAAUCAAUUCAACAUACAUGAAAAAAAGGAAAUCUCUCUGGACAAUGCCCAACUGUGAUAAUCCCGUCCACAUACAACAGCAUAAGAAGAAAAAGAAAGACAACAAAAGUAAACUCUGUUUCUUUCAAAUUAGAAAAGACCAAAUAGCAAAGAAAAACCGAGCAAGAUUAGCCAGAUAAGAUGGACCAAAAGAAGCGCCUGCCGAGGAAGGGAACCGCUGCCGCCAUUUUCUAGCUCACAAGCACCUAAUUUAGCGACCGGAGUACCGGCGCACAUAGCAUCUGCACACCCACACCAGUAUGUCACUCCAUCAACACCACACACGGGAUCUACGCGGAAGCAGUUGAUCGGACACGUCGUCGGAGCAGUGACUCUGGCGCACACGCCGCCUUCUUUGCUGGUGAUUUGCUGAAUCAAGACUCCAUCUUCAGGCUUGGAUUGGGCGACCGGCCAGCUGAGACCAAAUAUGGCAAUAGAGAGACAUAAAGAGGCCAAAAUUGAGAACUUGGGCGCCGGUUGAUUCAUUGAAUAAUUGUGAGGGAAACGGCCAAAUUCUAUGGCCAGCAGGGGAAUCGCCCAAACCAAACCCUAACCCUAACCGUAACCUUAGCUCGUUGGAUGAGUGGGAACAGAUCUAAAGAAAAGGAUCUGUAGGAAGAGCGGAAAUUAGACGAUCUACGACGACAGGAUUCCAAGAUUUGGCGAUAAACAAGGGUCUGAAAGAAAGCGGAAAGAAAACAAGGUUUGGUUGAGCAAUUCGAAGGCCGAUGAAGGUAGUUGGGAGAAUUCUCAACCGUCGUUUUAGACGUUGGGAAAAUUACUAUUUACUCCGGAUAGUGUAAAAAACUUAUUAAUUAAUCUCUAAAAUUUUAAAAUUCAAUUAACUGGUCCUUCUAUUAUUUGAAGCUAUUAAGUAAAAAAUGCCCUUAAAAAUUUGGACUAACAACUUAA
Manihot esculenta (cassava) is the source of this 4644-nucleotide messenger RNA. RefSeq names its product pentatricopeptide repeat-containing protein At4g01570. The coding region runs from base 28 to 2832 and encodes 934 amino acids. Gene Ontology annotation, molecular function: protein binding. The transcript is spliced from 2 exons. Lineage: Eukaryota; Viridiplantae; Streptophyta; Magnoliopsida; Malpighiales; Euphorbiaceae. The record is from RefSeq and is a predicted model, not a curated record.